This is a messenger RNA of Zychaea mexicana, 1256 nucleotides long. RefSeq names its product acyltransferase-domain-containing protein. The coding region runs from base 8 to 1111 and encodes 367 amino acids. Lineage: Eukaryota; Fungi; Mucoromycota; Mucoromycetes; Mucorales; Lichtheimiaceae. The transcript has 5 exons. Gene Ontology annotation, molecular function: acyltransferase activity. The record is from RefSeq and is a predicted model, not a curated record. Gene Ontology annotation, cellular component: endomembrane system.
CUUCGUCAUGGCAACGGCCGCGUUAUGGACUCCGAGAGCCACUGCCAAGCUCGUCUUUACCAACUCGGCAGUCUUUAUUCACACUUGCGCUAAUCUAUUCUGUCAGUUCCUCGCAUUCCUCCUCCUACCAUUCUCUGCCGCUGCAUUUCAUGACUCGCUCGCUUACAUUCUGAGACUGUGGGUCCAUUUGGUUGCGGGCCUCAUUCAAUGCUUUGCUCCCUCCGAUUUUGUCUUGACCGUCGAUUCUUCGUGUGAUGAGCGUAUGGUCCAACGGAACAAACAGGGCGAUGCUACUGGCAUAACGUUCCCAAAACGUAUUCUUGUCACGUCAAACCACCAGAUUUAUGCAGACUGGCUAUACAUUUGGCUGGUAGCAUUUGCUGCCAAUGCGCACGGCUCCAUGAAGAUUAUUCUCAAGCAUUCGCUGAAAUACUUGCCCGUCUUUGGCUUGAGCAUGACCAUCGUCGACUUUAUCUUCCUGAAACGCAAGCUGGCUGUGGAUAAGGAGACUAUCGUCAACAACUUGGAACGGUCGAAACGGCACAAGAUACCCACAUGGCUUCUCCUGUUCCCGGAAGGCACCGUCAUUUCCGAGAGUACCCGCGAACGAUCGAAAGCCUUUGCGAAGAAGAAUGAUAUGAACGACAAUCGAUUUACACUUCUUCCACGAUCCACAGGUCUGAAAUUGAUACUCGAAACACUGGGCGACGAUCCUGAAUGGAUGUAUGACUUUACAAUUGGAUACCAAGGAGUCAAGGCGACGGAUAUCCCAGAAAAGGUCUAUACCAUCCGCAGCAUCUUUUCUUUGGGCGUGUUCCCAAAGAAGAUCCACGUCUACAUCCGGAGAUUUCGGAUACCCGACCUUCCGUUACACGACGAGAAGGCAUUUGCAAACUGGCUCUUUGACCGAUGGGCAGAGAAGGAUGAGAUGCUGGCUCAUUACUAUGAUAAAGGUCAGUUCCCGGACGGAAGAGAUAGGCUUCAGCUGCCGAUCCGCUUGAAGAACCCUAUCCGCGACAUUGGCAUGAUGUAUGUGUUGCUGUUACCGUAUAUACCAUUCUGCCUAUUGGCCUACAAAUUGUACAAUAUGCUUUUUUGCAGUGCAUCAUGAAGCAACUUUAAAUAAAUCCCUCCCUCCCCCCACCAACCACCGCAAAUACUUUCAAUGUUUCAUUUAAAAAACUUUACAAUUUCGUCAUAAUUUUUGAAACAUGGGUUUUUUGUGUUAAGAUCAUGGAUAUAUAAAAAAGAUUCAC